AAUGAAGUCUGCUAACCAUGCUGACAACCCCUCCCCCAAACGCAGAACGGGGAUUUAGGGCUGGAAAUAAGCAGAGCAAUGUAGCGAUAGGACAAUGUUCCGUUUGAAAUUAAGUGGACUGAUUUAAGUACACAAUUCGAUAGGCCGUCAUUCACACGGGGCCAGUCGGCUGGCACAAUAGCUUAGUUUUUUUUAAUUUAACUGCGCAAUAACUGUAUUCUACUGAUGCUUUUCAUUAAUAUUGACCAAGUUAUAGUUCGCUAGCUAGCAAGCGGCAUAGCUAGAUAUUAUGGUGUGCCCCUGAUUGAUUGCAGGUGAACUCGCGAGAGGAGUAUCAGUUGAUUUAUAAAGAUGUCGAUGGAACUGGACGUGUUCGUGGGGAAUACGACUCUACUGGACGACGAGGUCUACGAACUAUGGCUGGACGGCUACCCAGUGAGUGAUGCAGUGCAGGCGAGGGCAGAGGCCGGGGUGCUGCGGCAGUGGGACCCCAGUCCAGAGGUGUUGCUUAGCGACACCACGGACCAGUACAGGACCUUUCAGAUGUGCGAGCGGCUCCUCCACUGCCCCACCAAGCUGGCCAAUCAGCUGCUGUUCCAGAUCCCCGCCCACCGCCAGGCCGUGCUCAUCGAGAGGUAUUAUGCAUUUGAUAGCGCAUUGGCACGGGACUUACUGGGGAAGAAACUGUCCAAAGGAACCAAGAAGGACCUGGAUGACAUCAGCGCCAGGACGGGGGUGACUCUGAAGAGCUGCAGGAGGCAGUUUGAUAACUUCAGGCGGGUGUUUAAAGUGGUGGAGGAGCUGAAGGGCCCCCUGGUGGAGAACAUACAGCAUCAUUUUCUACUGCCAGACCGGCUGGCCAGGGACUACGCAGCGGUGGUG
Anguilla anguilla (European eel) is the source of this 882-nucleotide messenger RNA. Its product is annotated as acidic fibroblast growth factor intracellular-binding protein B-like. The annotation marks the transcript as partial. The record is from RefSeq and is a predicted model, not a curated record. Gene Ontology annotation, biological process: platelet aggregation. Gene Ontology annotation, cellular component: nucleus. The transcript is spliced from 6 exons. Lineage: Eukaryota; Metazoa; Chordata; Actinopteri; Anguilliformes; Anguillidae. Gene Ontology annotation, molecular function: fibroblast growth factor binding.